Daldinia vernicosa is the source of this 1549-nucleotide messenger RNA. Its product is annotated as methionine aminopeptidase. The record is from RefSeq and is a predicted model, not a curated record. Bases 196 to 1368 code for a protein of 390 amino acids. The transcript is spliced from 5 exons. Gene Ontology annotation, biological process: proteolysis. Gene Ontology annotation, molecular function: metalloaminopeptidase activity. Lineage: Eukaryota; Fungi; Ascomycota; Sordariomycetes; Xylariales; Hypoxylaceae.
AGCGAAUAAAUAACAUCCCACCAAGAAACCAACAUCGUUCUACGAUAUUCACCGAUUUAUAUGUGUAUAUCGUGGGAUCUUACCUCCAAUACUCUCAGUAAUACACACAUAUAGUUCGUAUUAUUUCUCAAUUUUCUCUUUUCUUAUCCGACAGCUCCCAUCUCUCGCUUCGGAUCUCUAGAGAACCCCUCCACCAUGACCACCGAACCGCCUACCAAGAAAAAGUGCUUAGGAGCAGACUGUGAAAAUGAUGCCUCCGCCCUACAAUGUCCUACAUGUCUGAAGAUAGGAAUCAAGGACAGCAACUUCUGUUCACAAGAUUGCUUCAAGAAGAAUUGGAAUGAUCACAAGGCACUGCACAAGAUCGCGCAGGGCAAGACUGCCAACGCUACCGGCUUCUACAACCCAUUCCCCACCUUCUCGUAUACCGGAUCGCUGCGUCCUGUCUAUCCGUUAUCGAAACCACGCCCAGUCCCCAAAUCGAUACCGCAUCCCGACUAUGCUGAGACGGGCUACCCCAAGAGCGAGCGAUAUAUUAAUAGGAAUAAGAUCGACCUACUCGAUGCCAAGGGACAAGAGGCCAUGCGUAAGGUGUGCAGGUUGGGGCGAGAAGUUUUGGAUAUUGUCGCGGCCGAAGUGAGACCUGGUGUCACUACCGAUUACCUCGACGAGGUUUGCCAUAAGGCUUCCAUAGAACGAGAGUGUUAUCCGUCUCCCCUUAACUACAACAACUUUCCCAAGUCUAUUUGUACGUCGGUCAACGAAGUUAUCUGCCACGGAAUUCCAGACCAGCGGGUAUUAUUAGACGGCGAUAUUAUCAACCUUGACGUCUCGCUUUACCACGGGGGUUACCAUGCGGAUCUGAACGAGACGUAUUAUGUGGGUGACAAAGCUAAGGCUGAUCCCGACUCGGUCCGGGUAGUCGAAACGGCUCGAGAAUGCCUAGACGAGGCAGCCAAGCUCAUAAAACCAGGAACUCUAAUACGAGAGUUCGGUAACAUUAUUGAAAAACACGCCAAGUCGAGGAACUGCAGCGUUAUCAGGACAUAUUGCGGCCACGGAGUUAAUUCCCUGUUCCACUGUCCGCCCAACGUACCUCAUUAUGCGAAAAAUAAGGCCGUAGGAGAAUGUAAACCUGGCAUGACUUUUACCAUCGAACCUAUGAUCGCGUUGGGUAAGUAUCGGGAUAUUACCUGGCCGGACAACUGGACAAGCACUACGAUCGACGGCAAGAGGACCGCUCAGUUUGAGCACACUUUCUUAGUAACCGAAACUGGAGUGGAAGUAUUAACAGCGCGAACGGAAAGUUCGCCUGGCGGACCUAUACCGAUACCGAACGUGGAAAUCGCAGCAAAUGGUAGCACAUAGUAGCUUCGUGGGUGAGCUAUGAUAUGUCUUUGUCUAUGAUACUAGCGAUGCAUACUACUGGGAUUUUAUCGUAGCAUAGCAUAGUAAAAAAGCAAAGUGAUCUUGGCGCAAGAAAUAUCCUACCGAGUUUAUUUGUUCAUUUGUAUUAGGUGAAUAUAUAAGGUAGGUAUGUGGUUUGUGU